AUGUCACUUCGUCAUGCUGAAAGGGUAUCCGUCUUUUUCUCUCCUUGUUUCCGUCCCUCUCUCCGUCCCCUGUCUCUGCCCGUUUCAACGUCCGUUUCCCCGCCCCUUUUUCCCCCCCCAAAUCUGGCAGCAGCUGUGGCCUUUCAGUCGAGCCAAGAGUCACCGGAGGGGCCAGCCACGCUAGCAGCACCUGUGGCGUUUGUGGCACAACAGAGUCUAGACUCACCAGAGGUGGCUGUAAUGGGGAGGAGGAGACGGUUGCAGGAGGAAAGGGGGGGUUUAAGUCAGGAGGACGAUGAGGAUGAGAGGCGGCAGGAGGAAGAGGAGAGGAUGGAGGAGGAGUUGGAGAGGAAGGUGGAGGAGGAAGAGAAGGAGGAGGUGGAAGAGGAGAAGAGGGAGGAGGAGGAGGAGCAGCGGGGCAAAGGGGGGGAGGAACGGGAGGGGAGGGGAGAAGAGGAAGCAGGCGAGGUGGGGGAUAAGGGAAAGGGAGAAGAAGAGGAGCAGGACGAGGAGGGGGUGCUGGGGGAUGGGGAAGGGGAGGAGGAAAAGGAGGAGGGUGAGGGGGAGGAACAAAAGGAGGGGGAGGGGAAGGAAGGGGAGGAGGAGGAAGAGGAGGGCGCACAAGGCAAGGGAGGAAGUGCAAGAAGCAAUGAAGGUUCCGGUGAUAGCAGUGGUGGCGGUGUCAGUAGUGCCGGUGGCACUGCUGUAGGUGUGGGUGGUGGUAGAAGCGAAAGUGGCCAAAGCAGCACGUUUGGUGGCUCUGGCGGUGUUGGUGGUGGUAACACUGGUGGAGCAGGAAUGGGAGGAGCAGGAAUGGGAGGAGCAGGAAUGGGAAGGGGAGAAACAGGAGCAGGAGGGGGAGAAACAGGAGGAGGAGGAGAAACGGGAGGGGAAGAGGGCGGCAGGAGGCCGGGAGGGCGGCGCUACGUGCCGCCACUGGACGCCGUGAUUGCGAACGUGACGGGCGGCAGGGACCGUCCCAUUGUGGUGGUCACGGCUCGUGCUGUCAACCUGGAGUUCGUUCACAACUGGUACCUGUCGGUUCGGGGAAAGCGCAUGGGGCGGCGGGUGCUGUUCAUUGCUGAGGAUUACCACUCCUUCCGCCUGCUCAACCGCCAGUUCCCCAUGCAGACCGCUCUCAUCGUGACACCCAAGGGCGACCAGACAGCAGGCAUUGAGGACCGGCGCCCAUGGCACUUCCUUCGCCUUCUCCAACACAAUGUCUCCUUCCUCUACAAUGAUCCGGACAUGGUGUGGCUGCAGCUGCCCUUUGGGUACUUCAACGGUGAUUUCGACCUCUGGACAGCCUCUUCCGCCCCGACCUUUGAUGCGCCUCAGCAGCCCACCGACGAUGCCGCCCCCACCACCACCAACCACCACCUCCUCCGCCCCACACCUCUCCCACCCAACCAACCGCUCUCCACCGCUCUGCUCUACUUCCGCGCGUCCCCAGGCGCCAGGGCUGCGGUGCAGGCGUGGCAGGCAGAGCUUAAGUUUAUUGUCAUGAAGACGAGAAAGUUGGGUGUGCCGAUGAACCAGAGCGAGGGCGCGUUCAAUCGCGCGGUUCGAGGGGUCGGGAGUGCUGCUAGGGUCGCGCUGCUGCCGCAGCUGCUGUUCCCGUCGACGGCCCUGUAUUUCAGGUGUGGCUGGGAGGUGUGGCUGGGAGGUGUGGCUGGGAGGUGCGGCUGGGAGGUGCGGCUGGGAGGUGCGGCUGGGAGGUGCGGCUGGGAGGUGUGGCUGGGAGGUGUGGCUGGGAGGUGUGGCUGGGAGGUGCGGCUGGGAGGUGCGGCUGGGAGGUGCGGCUGGGAGGUGCGGCUGGGAGGUGCGGCUGGGAGGUGUGGGUGGGAGGUGUGGCUGGGAGGUGUGGCUGGGAGGUGUGGCUGGGAGGUGUGGCUGGGAGGUGUGGCUGGGAGGUGUGGCUGGGAGGUGUGGCUGGGAGGUGUGGCUGGGAGGUGUGGCUGGGAGGUGCGGCUGGGAGGUGCGGCUGGGAGGUGCGGCUGGGAGGUGUGGCUGGGAGGUGUGGCUGGGAGGUGUGGCUGGGAGGUGUGGCUGGGAGGUGCGGCUGGGAGGUGCGGCUGGGAGGUGCGGCUGGGAGGUGCGGCUGGGAGGUGUGGCUGGGAGGUGUGGCUGGGAGGUGUGGCUGGGAGGUGUGGCUGGGUGGUGUGGCUGGGAGGUGUGGCUGGGAGGUGUGGCUGGGAGGUGUGGCUGGGAGGUGUGGCUGGGAGGUGUGGCUGGGAGGUGUGGCUGGGAGGUGUGGCUGGGAGGUGUGGCUGGGAGGUGUGGCUGGGAGGUGUGGCUGGGAGGUGUGGCUGGGAGGUGUGGCUGGGAGGUGUGGCUGGGAGGUGUGGCUGGGAGGUGUGGCUGGGAGGUGUGGCUGGGAGGUGUGACUGGGAGGUGUGGCAGUGGUUCCUGUGGUGGUUCCUUGUGCUGUUGGCGCUCUUCCCAUUUGCUUUGCAAUUUUAA
Messenger RNA from Closterium sp. NIES-65, 2463 nucleotides. The record is from the annotation of a GenBank genome assembly. Lineage: Eukaryota; Viridiplantae; Streptophyta; Zygnematophyceae; Desmidiales; Closteriaceae.